AUGGCCUCAAAUGCCACUGGAAUGUUUUCAUUUGCUCAAACAGAACCAUCGGCAGACCUGUUGAACGGGCAGUCAUGGGGAACCACUACAGAAGGCCACCAGAAUUUUCAGGAUUUCCCGGACAAUGGAUCAUCACAUUCUGGAGAAGCCGAGGAUUAUCUUUUCACAUCUGGCCAUACUACUCCCAGAGGCUCGAGGCUAGAACAACCCCCCUCCGUGGAAUCUGUUUGGACAAACCCUAGGACCACACAAAGCUCGGUUAUGGCUCAAGCCAUGUCUAGAGCAGAUUCGAGUCAAUCAAGUGGCUCGUCUCUCUCUCAAUCUACCCAGCUGAGCAGAGGUAAUGUGGCCGCUUUCAGGAACGUAUCCCACGCUGCUGCUACCGCCGCCGGAACCAUGGCUGGAAUGAACUCUUGCCUCUUGGUGGCUGCUGACGCCCAUGCCGCAUCUUCCCACGUGUACUGGCCCGAGAUCGGGCUUGGCAUGAACAUUGCCGCUGAUGGUGGUAAAUAUGGCGGUAAUGGUGCCUUUGCUGUCACUGAAGCCGGCCCCAUGCACAUGGUGCCUGCGCACAUGCAUUUGGGUCCCGAGUCAGUCUUGCCAGACAACUCGUCCCCGGGUUCAUGGGACUGCUUCUCGAGCUCCAUCUCCCGGACUUCCUCCCCUGCCACUGUUGAUGACGUGUGGCUGCCCUCAGCGCUGAGCCCCAACUCUUCACCUGAAAUUGUUGGCGAAUCGCCCAGUGCGGAGCGCAAGGUCUCUGUCGCGUCUGACAAGGGCAAUAUCGGCCCAAAGAUUGAGGAAGGCGUAGCCAUGCCCAACGGAUAUCCUUUCCGUAGACACGGAAGCGAUGGAGAGUCCUCGGCUCGGGACCACAAGCUUUACAAGAACGCCACCCCUGGGUCUGAUGGUCUCUUCCACUGUCCCUGGGAAGGGCAGAACUGCUGCAACCACAAACCUGAGAAGCUCAAGUGCAACUACGACAAAUUUGUGGACUCGCACCUGAAGCCGUACCGUUGCAAGGCAGAGUCUUGCGAAGGGGCUCGCUUCUCCUCUACCGCAUGCCUUCUGCGUCACGAACGCGAGGCCCACGGACUGCAUGGACACGGCGACAAGCCGUUUCUCUGCAUCUAUGAGGGCUGCGAGCGUGCUGUUCCCGGCAACGGUUUCCCCCGUCAAUGGAAUCUCCGCGAUCACAUGAAGCGCGUCCACAACGACCACGGAAGCUCUGGUGGUUCACCACCCGCCGCUGCCGCCAACGGACAAUCUGCCAAGGGCCGCAAGAGAAAGACCGAGGUCGCGGAGCAGCAAAGCGGGACUCGCAAGGCCACACUCAAGUCGAUGCCGGCAGCCGACUCCAAGCAGGUCUCCGCCAAGCCUCUUGUCGAGCAGUGGCUCGACCAGCGACGCGCUGUCGAAGAUCUUUGCCGGAGUUUAAACAAGCCUGAUGACGCCCGCAACCUGCAUCAAAUCGGAGAGAUGCAGAAGCGCCUUGCCUUCAUGGCCAAGAUGACCUCGGACUGGAAUGCCGUGACUUGCGCGGACAUCCUGCCCGAUACGAACCGCAGGAACUACACUACUGGUUGA
This is a messenger RNA of Metarhizium album ARSEF 1941, 1587 nucleotides long. RefSeq names its product Zinc finger, C2H2-type/integrase, DNA-binding protein. Bases 1 to 1587 code for a protein of 528 amino acids. Lineage: Eukaryota; Fungi; Ascomycota; Sordariomycetes; Hypocreales; Clavicipitaceae. The record is from RefSeq and is a predicted model, not a curated record. The transcript is spliced from 3 exons.